Molecule: messenger RNA, 3924 nt
Organism: Hyaloperonospora brassicae
Lineage: Eukaryota; Oomycota; Peronosporomycetes; Peronosporales; Peronosporaceae
Source: the annotation of a GenBank genome assembly
AUGAGCGACGACGACGUGGUGCACGUGCAACUCGGCGCGCGUCUUCGCCGUCGCAGUCGCAGUAGCAGCGCAGUCCUGAGCACGUCCACUCCCACGUCUGAUUCUACUGCUUCGUUAACGCAUACAGUCACUUCCUGCGUCGACCUCAGCGCGAGCUACGAAGAAGCGCCGCACCCGUCGCUUGUGUCCCGCGACGUUUUGGAGCUCCGGCGCUGUGCGUCGGCAGACGCCAUUAUAAGCAGUACACAACGUCUCAGUCGCUCUGUUUUCCACCCGUUUUCUCAUGAUCGUCGAGAGAAUGCGUCGUCUCGAUUGCACAAGAGUGCGACCGCGCGGUUUCAAGCUGGCGCAAGCGCUCCCGUGUCUUCUGCCGUAUCGCUGCGGAGCCGUUCAAGCUUGUUGAAGAUGGAAAUAGAUGCUUCUGAGGAGACUGUGGAUCAAGUGACUGACGGUGGACGACUUACACGGAAUAUGCUGGGAGACUCUGCAAAUGGGAGAAGGAGAAACGGUGACGAGAGGUUUCGACGAGCAUCGUCACUGGACGCAAGUCCGCCACUGCCUCCGGAUAGCACGAUAUCGGCUGAGGAGGUAAUCCGAGAGAGUCUGGCAAGUGCACUAAACUCGUCGUUGUACACGGACAAGGACGAUUUUCGAUUGCCUCAUCAACGACGAUCGCAUGCGCUGGGUAAUGGGACGUUGACAGUUGUCGAGCGAGACUCGUUUGCCAUGUCGAAGCGCUCGCGGGAUAGUCUAGCAUUCUCGUUCUCAAGUCGCAGUACGUUUCGACGAAGCACAAUAUCGGAGCUGAUGCUCUACGAGACGGACCUGUUUGAGCCAGAACGUGAACUGAGUGCGCGAGAACUUUCUGACGUGCUGAGCGGAUCUGAUGAUGAUGUCAAUAGUUACGAAGUGACUAGUAUAAAGGAGGAAGAAGAGGGCGUCAAGCUCGAAAAUGCCAAGUCUCGCUGGGCACAGCACGUGAAACUCAAGGCACGAAGUUUUUUGUACGCAACAGUAGCCGGUGGCAAACAUGGAGCUGCUAGUGAUAGCAGCACUGGUGGUCCCAUGACACCGGCGGCGCCAACGUCGGCAGAGAUUUGGGCGAACAAGCAGAAGCAGAUCCUCGCGCAAAUAAGUAGUGGUACUGGAUACAGUGCGAUGUCGUCCGCUACGCUCUCUCCAAGCACACAUCGUCAUUCCUUGCUGCCUCCUCUACCGUCGUUUGGACCAGCAACGCAUGGUGGCGCCAAGUUUCAGAAGUGGAAUCGAUGGAUGCAUGAUCAAUACCAGCACAAUUUUGGCAAAGUGAUGCAGCGCGCUUAUAAGGACGGGGUUUUGCAGCGGGAGCAACAGCAGUUUGCGUUUCCAUUACACCAGCCGACUCCUGACCCAACCACACUUAUUUCCAUCGAGGAAGUUAUCAGCAACCCACGAAUGAUGCGCUACUACGCAGCAUGGCUUUCUGAUCCGGCAGACCAGAGUAAGUUAUUCUUCCUCUGUUCUUUUGAAGAGUAUCGUCAAUUUUGGUGUACAUUGCGAGCUAAUAACCAGCGACAACCUCUUGCAAAGGAUGACGUACACAUGCUACGCACGUACGGCGUCAAGAUCGCGAUGAAGUAUUUGGCGAAGAAUGCCCAGUUUCCAAUCAACGGCCCUGCUGGUACUGACGCAGCGGAGGGUGGCAGUGACGAGUCUUUACUCGUGGAAUCCAGCAGGCUACGCUCCAUCAAACGCGAUCUAGCGGCUGGGGGUGAAGAUGCACUUCGAACGUUUGACGAUGUUGCCGUGAAAGUGAAGCGAUUGCUCAUGUUUAAGUUUCCUGAGUUUCGCAAGACGGAGCUUUACGCUGAGAUGCAGAAGACCGUGGAGCGCGAAGUCAUUUGCUUCGAAGACAUAUUGAUGAACCACCGCAACCAGCGUCGUGAGCGCAUUGAGCAGUCCGCGCACCGCUGCCGGAGGUUGCUGAGGUACAUUUCCCAAAAAUACUACGCUGGAGAUGCUGAGAUGCAGACCCUGUCACGCACACUAUUGACAUCGUGCGCUCGGCUUCAGGCCGAGCAAGACGCGAUCUUGACGAGGUUCAGUCUCAUUCACCUGGAGUUGUAUCAUCGCUUUUUGACCAGCCGUGCUUACGCUGAAUUCUCGCUGUAUCCCAAAUUAUCGUCUGAAGACGAGAAAGACUCGAUCGAUGAUUUUAUGCGACUCUCAGCCCUGCUUUUGAGCUAUGGUUUGCGUGCACACCAUUGGGCUGGUAGCAGUUCAAGCUCCUCGUCGUCGUCGUCGUCGUCGUCCAGUACGCGCGAAACUGAUGCUACAACACUAAAGAAGAAGACUCUUGACUCGCUUCGUACAGCGCAGAGCUUUGACGCUGUAUCGGGCGUGCUCACCUUCGAAGCUGUGUCCGUGCCAGUGAUGGCAGAAGAAGCAGAAAAUGGCCUUGAUGACAGUGAAGUACUUGAAGACCCGAUUGAAUUACACGUUGUGCAGCACCAGCUGCCUCAUGACCCAACACUACACCUUGUGGACAAAUCGAUUGAGAAUUUUCUCGUUCCUUGGUGUGCUGACCCUAGGCAUGUGGUUGUUACCGCGUCGUCUUGCCCAGCGCCUCUUGCGUUUAACUUCCGCAUGGGUGACAGCAGUGCUGGUGCCUCGGCUACUGAGUUGUUUGCGGCUUGCAUUGUUUUGUAUAAACCAGCACCGCCAUUAUCACGGCGGGUACUUGAGACAUCUCGAAUCGCUUUUUCGAGUAGCUGUCGAUGGGUGCCUUAUGGAGUAUGUGUACUAUCGAAGUUUCCAAUGGUGGAUCUCCUACGAGAGCGUCUUGCGGAAGCAUACGAGUACAUCCUUGAGCUAGAGACUAUCACUGCCGCCGCCAACGCCGGUGCCGGCGCCGACGGCUCAACGAUUGCUCGAAAUGGCGGGCAAGGUUUCCAGCUGGACAAGAGGGUGCUUGCCAAGUUAACUCGGGCUGUCUCGAAGGAACACAUCUCACAAUAUCACAAACCAUCACCGUUGCCAGAGUCCCCGCUGCUUGAAUCUUCAGGCUUGGCUCCGAAAGCCACAGCAGCUACACUGCUAGCCGCUCUUCCGCGUUUGGACCACUCCGUUCGUCUUCUGUUCGACACAUUGGACGUGUCCACCGUGCUUCUUGUCUUCACCGCGGCCUUGUUGGAAAACCGCAUUUUGUUGGUCUCCUCGUACUUGUCAGUGCUCAUGAAGGUUGCUGAAUCCCUGCGAGCACUCAUGCAUCCAUUGUAUUGGCCUCACGUGUACCUUCCUGUCCUCCCACGUCGAAUGCUACAGUAUCUUGAGUGUCCGACACCUUUCAUCUUUGGUGCUGAAAAGCAAGCGCUGGAUGAUGCGCAGCGCCAAGUUAUUGAGGAGGGUGGCGAUGAUCUUUUUGCUGGAGCCGGCGAGGGGUUGCUUGUCGUGGACUUGGACAAGGGAGCUGUUUUACGUGGAGAAGUACCAUGCGCUCUUCCUGAUAGUGUUCGCUUCGGUCUGCGCGACGCACUCUAUGAGUGUCUAAAACCAAACGUGAGUCGCAGUGACCAUGUGUUUGCACACCACUUCCCGAGUAAGCCACUGGUGUUUCCGGAGAUCGCUGUUCGUGGGCUGUUCUUACGAACGGUCAGUAAGCUCAUUGGCGACUUUGGCUAUCAUCGAUAUGUUUGGACGGACGAGUUUGCGCGUAAGCGUACCGUCUUCUUUGACGAGGCCAGUUACCUUGCAGCUUCCACACCCGAGAUGCGCGACUUCCGGAUAUUGUUUAUCGCCACGCAGGCCUUUUCCGAAUUCAUGGUCACGCAUCACGGUUUCGAAGAACAACCAGGCCAGUCCAAAAGCACUCCAGGACCGUUGAAGUCGUCUGCUUCGACAUCCUGUACAUCGUCUACUUCCUCCGCGUCGUCCCUGCCACGAUAA